Messenger RNA from Parnassius apollo (apollo), 1044 nucleotides. NCBI's taxonomy places the organism in Eukaryota, Metazoa, Arthropoda, Insecta, Lepidoptera, Papilionidae. The record is from the annotation of a GenBank genome assembly.
AUGUAUGGAUCUUGUCAUGAAUGUAAAAGAAAGAAGCUUAACUAUGACAAAACAAAGUUUAAAGGUAAAGUGUAUUUUAGCGAAUGGACUAGAAAAGAGGACAGAUAUAUUAAAGACGGAAAACACAUUAAAUCUAUUAAAAAUGUGAAAGAAACUAAAGAAGUAGAAAUAGAAUAUUUAAUAAAAGAUUUCGAAAUAGAGCUGAUUCUACUGAAAAAGCAUAAGAUAUCGAAAAUAUUUCAAAAGAGCUUCCAAGAAACAUUACAAGAUUACAAGGUACUUUGCACAUGCACCAACUGUUCACUUCCAAAUACUCCACAACAAAUAAUUCCAAGUACUCGUACGUUGAGUUGUUUUUGCGAACGGGGAUUUUGCAAGUGUUUAGAACCUAAAAUUUACCAUCCUGUUCCUCUGGUAUCAACAACAACUGCUGAUGCAUCAGUCGACAAUGAUACUGCGAUGGUGAUUCCUUCAUCUCCUACGGAUUCAGCAGAUGCUAGUGGUGCAUGUGGUGAUAAUAAUAUCGUUAACACUCUUUCGUCUUCUAUGCCUUCUGACGAUGAUGUACCUCUUAACAGAAUCAAAUCGAGGUGUUCCGGAGCUACAGUAACUACUGCUAGCAAAGCACUAGCAGAAAUAAACUGCACAGACUUAGCCAAGGACGCGGGUAAACGAGGAGCUGUUUACGAUAUGGUUUACGGUUCCGUAGACGCAUCUAAUGAAGAAAAUCAGCCUACGACUUCUGGGAAUAAUAAAAUGCUGCCAAGUAACGGAGAUUUCCUUUUAGUAAGCGUCCACGCUGGUAAGAAUAAAACUUAUACUUACGCAAGCCUUGCACAAAGUGAUCUCGAAGACGAUGGCGAGAUUAAAGUGAUAUUUCUCCGGGCAUACAAGGGUGCAACUAAGUUUAAAUUAGACGAAAACGAUAUAGCGUUUGUUGAAUUUAAUGAUAUUAUAAAAAUUCUCCCUACACCAAAACAAAUAAUUAAGAACGGAAAAGUCUAUUAUAAAUUUCAAGAACAAUUAGACAUAUACGAAAAAUAA